Molecule: messenger RNA, 2592 nt
Organism: Actinia tenebrosa (Australian red waratah sea anemone)
Lineage: Eukaryota; Metazoa; Cnidaria; Anthozoa; Actiniaria; Actiniidae
Product: pinopsin-like
Biological process (GO): G protein-coupled receptor signaling pathway
Cellular component (GO): membrane
Molecular function (GO): G protein-coupled receptor activity
Source: RefSeq, a predicted model, not a curated record
UCGUAUCACUUCACGAUUAUCGUGGUUGGUGAAGUGGUACUCGCGAUAUCAAAGGAGAUUGUAUCUCUUGUGAGUCAGUUAAGUUCAGAGGACAAGAACGUCGUGUAUCAAUAUAAUGUCUAAUAUGUCGGAAGACGUACUGGCAAACAGUACAUAUGAUGCUUGGGAUGCGUCUUCUAGUUCCAAACGAGUUUACACAGCUGUCAUGUUUAUUAUCCUAUCGAUUGGAUUUUUUGGGAACGUAAUGACGAUUAUUGUAUUUCUGCAAAGARAGCAGCGAGCUAAAGUGAUCGCACCGUUUGUCAUCAACCUGGCUGUCGCAGAUCUUUUUAUUGUGCUGUUUGGAUACCCCGUCGCCAUUACCGCUAAUUUGUCAGGCAUGAGACUUGUCUCUGGUGAAUCCCGAUGUACGUGGUCAGCAUUCGUGAACGGUGCAACAGGCAUUGCAUCUAUUGCAAUGUUAACUGAAAUAAGCGUAUUAAUGUGUUAUAGCAUCACUUUAAUGACACCAACUCUUAAUACAUCAGAGUUAACUUCCAAAAGGUUUAAAAUAUUGGUCUUAGCUGGCGCGUGGAUCUACGGGAUUCUGUCGAUGAGUCCUCCAUUGCUUGGCUGGAGUCGAUUCGUUCCCGGUGCGGCGGGAAUCAGUUGUGGUCCACACUGGUCUUCAAAUGAGAUCCAGGGGUUGACGUACAACAUUGGACUGGUGAUCGUAGGUUUUUUCCUGCCGGUCAUGAUAAUCCUGAUCAGCUACUGGAAAAUGUACAGGUGUCUAUCAGUAAGUUCCAUUCUAUCCCGCCAAGAAGCCCUCAUACGGCGAAGACGCCAUUCCCAGUUUAAAGUAGCUCGUAUGAUAGGAGUAGCAGUAUUGGCAUUUCUCGUCAGUUGGUCCCCAUAUUGCAUCGUUAGUCUCAUGGCUAUCUUUAAAAAAACUUACAUCCUAGUCGACGGUGAAGCUGAAAUCCCUGAGCUGCUGGCCAAGGCAUCGGUGAUAUAUAAUCCCAUUGUUUAUGCGGUGAUGAAUGCUGGCUUCAGAAGGACAUUAAAACGACUUCUCAGACACCGCUCAUGUUACAGAGGGAGAGAGGAUAGCCAAACAAUUCCAGAUAAUGUAACCACAAAAUUUCACCUCGUUAGAAUGAGUAAUCAGCUGCAAACAGUCCAAACAAGCAGCGAGGGCAGCCCAAUGUUUAAACGAAGCAGAGAAAACAUGCACAAACUGAUUUCAGACGAGAAAUCAUGCAUGGAUCAGAACUAAUGUGGAAUAGCAGGACUUCGUCUCGCUCUCUGCUUUGGUUUGUCUGUUCGUCAUUCACUCUAAUAGUCCACAAACGUUCACCUCCGGUUAGAGUUGGUAUAGUCAAACAAACGUAGAACAGAGUGUCCCAAGCAAACAGGGAAAGUCUAGCUUUUGCUCAAUCUGAUUAUUAAAAGGCAAGAAACCGUGGACAGACUCUGUUCCGGCUCUGCCGUUGCGUUUUUGUAAAUGCGUCGACGGACUAUUCAUUCUAAUCAAGCUCUUCACAGAUUCCCCUAAAGCUAGUGCUUUUAAAAAGUGUAAUUUCCAACGUUUUUAAAGAUGUCAGUCAUCGACUAUGAAUAAGAUAAAUGGCCGUUAUUUCAAAGACGGAAAAGACACGGCUCCUUGUAAUACUGAGAUGUAAUCAUAAUUUGAAUUGUUGAUGCUUACGGAGGAAGAAAACCCGGCGGAAGCCUCGGCGAAAAACCCUCAGCCGUAUGGGAGAGAACAACAYAUCGAACAAACUCAACUCACGUACUGGGCUCCGCACGAGGGGCUCAAAACACGGCGACUCCUUGCACCAAAGACCUGAAUUGGGACGACGCCUUAGCAGCGUAGCAUGAUCACCCAUGCUACCCAUGCUGUACUCUUAUACGAGUCCAAUGACAUUUGUGGUAUUCAAAGAGUUAUCAAGAAUUUUUCUUGUAGUUGUUAAUGACUAGCCUCCUCCGCAGACAUCUCCUAGGCUCUUUUUGAUCCUUGGGCUUCCUGUGGCGAGGACAAAAAAUGCGCUUUUUUCCUCCCUCCCUCGUCCCCCCUCCUCUCUCGUCCCUAGUUCUUCUCUGCCAUGAAAUUUAGCACAGUGACCCCAACAAAGGAUAUAUGGGGUAGCUUGCGGAUCGGACAAGGAGGAGGCUAGUAAAUGACAUUUUAAAAUAUUCUAUUUAAACCGAACACGACACUAAAUUCCAGGUGUAUUGGGAGGAGUCUGAGGGCCCGUACAUAUGUCAACUUUCGCCCACAAUGUGAACACGACCUUCAACGAUGCACGCAGCUAAAAAUUUGCACUGCACCAUGUGUCCGACUCUGAAACGGUUGCGAGCAUCUAAGAAAUGUCAUUUAUUUCUCGUCCACAAGCAGCAGGGAAUCAGUAUUCAGGCUUCCUAGUCAGAGGGUCGUGUUUGAAUUUUUGUCCACAAAGGCCCGCUCCUACGGAGUACAAUUAACGAUAAUUGAACUCUUCUCGACCAAUCAGAAUCGAGUAAUUUAGUUGAGUGUACUAUAUAAAUAACCAUUCAUUUCUUAUAUUGCACCUGUUCCAUAUAUAUAAUGAUCAUAAGCGCAUUACAAUA